Siniperca chuatsi (mandarin fish) is the source of this 7206-nucleotide messenger RNA. It is a transcript of the gene gli3, whose product is annotated as GLI family zinc finger 3. Gene Ontology annotation, molecular function: RNA polymerase II cis-regulatory region sequence-specific DNA binding; DNA-binding transcription factor activity, RNA polymerase II-specific. The record is from RefSeq and is a predicted model, not a curated record. The transcript has 15 exons. Gene Ontology annotation, biological process: regulation of transcription by RNA polymerase II; smoothened signaling pathway. Lineage: Eukaryota; Metazoa; Chordata; Actinopteri; Centrarchiformes; Sinipercidae. Gene Ontology annotation, cellular component: nucleus. Bases 466 to 5382 code for a protein of 1638 amino acids.
GCAAUCCGAAGGGAGGAGUCAAGCGAGGGAAGGAGCAGCUGGAGUCCCACACUUCGCCCUCUCUCUUCUCCUCGAAAAAGCGCACUAAAUGUAAUAACAACUCUCCAUGCGCUUCUCUGACGCUUAUGUUGUUUUUACGCACAUCUGCGGUCUGCUAUCGGCAGAUAUUAUCGGCAGGCUGAUGGUGUUAGUCCGGCGGUGGUUAAACACAGCAAACUGUGAGAAGGAGGAGAAAGACAAGCAAGAGGAAAAACUCUGGCAGCGCCGUUUUGGAGUUGGAGUUGCAGCGUAAAAAAAAAGUCCCAGGCAACUCCAGAGGCACAUCUGCAACUUAGGAAGAGAAGAAGACGAAGACAGAAGCCAAAUCAUUUUUUUUCUUCGAAGAUAAAAGUCAAGAAUUAAAGGGGAAAUCACCCAGAAAGAAUUAUCCCGUCUCCAUGAGGUGUUGAGGAAUGAGCAAUCGCCAUGGAAACCCAGUCCCAGGCCAGUUCAGCAGCUGAGAAGAAGAAGAGGGUGGAGACCAUUGUGGCGACCAAGGGCUCAUCAGCGCGCAAUGACAUCAGCGAGAAGGCGGUGGCCUCCAGCACCACCUCAAACGAGGACGAGACUUCAGGCACGCCUUACCACCGUGAGAGGCGCAAUGCCAUCAGCUCCCAGGCCCCAACGCCCCGUGUCCCUGACAGGAACAUAAGCGAGGAGCCCUCCACCUCCACAGAAGAACGCCCCUCUCUGCUCAAAAAGGAGCUGCAUGGUUCCCUGCCCCACCUGGCUGACCAUGCCCUACCGUACAGAGGCACUCUGUUCGCUAUGGACCCUCGCAAUGGCUACCUAGACUCACACUAUGCUACGCCACAGUUCUUCCCUACCUUCCAUCCUCCCGUGCCAAUCGACGACAGACAUGCCCAGGGACGUUACAUCUACGAGCCUUCCCCUGUGCCCCCUCUUCAUGUGCCUCCUGCACUAGCGGGCAGUCCAGCGUUCUCUGACAUCUCCCUCAUCCGGAUCUCGCCCCAGCGGAACCCCUCUGUGGGGGCGGAGUCGCCCUUUCACCCUCCGCACCCCUACAUCAACCCAUACAUGGACUACAUCCGCUCACUCCACAGCAGCCCCUCCAUCUCUGUUCUGUCAGCCACCCGGGGCCUCAGCCCUGCAGAUGCCCCUCACACAGGUCUGACCACAGCCGAGUACUACCACCAGAUGGCUCUGCUGGCGGGCCACCGUAGCCCGUACACGACCGACCUGCUCCCCUCUGUGGCGUCCACAGCUGGCGCCAGUAGCGCCAGCGCCCUGCACAUGGAAUACCUGCAGGCAAUGGAGAGCUCUCGUUUCUCGAGCCCGCGGCUGCCAUCACGGCCCAGCAGGAAGCGCCCCCUUCCUAUCUCGCCCCUCUCUGAGCACAGCUUUGACCUGCAGACCAUGAUCCGCAACUCGCCCAACUCUCUCGUCACCAUGCUCAACAACUCUCGCUCCAGCUCCUCCACCAGCGGCUCCUACGGUCACCUCUCUGCUGGAGCCAUCAGCCCAGCGUUAAGCUUCGCCUACCCUCCAACCCCGGUGGCUUUGCACGUGCACCAGCAGCUGAUUGGCCGCCAACCAGGCAUAGUGGGCUCUGCAUUUGGCCACAGUCCGCCCCUCAUUCACCCAUCGCCGGCCUUCGCCACCCAGAGGCCUGUACCUGGUAUCCCCCCCUCAGGGCUCAGCGCCAGUGAGCGCUCAGCCAUCUCCAACGACUCCUCACAGACCAAACCAACAAGUGAAUCUGCGGUGAGCAGCACAGGAGACCCAAUGCACCACAAACGCUCCAAAAUGAAACCAGAGGAAGAGCUGCCAAGCCCAGGCGCAGUGAGCAUACAGGACCAUCCUGAUGGGAUGACCCUGGUGAAGGAGGAAGGAGACAAGGAUGAGAGCAAACAGGAGCCAGAGGUGGUUUAUGAGACAAACUGCCACUGGGAGAACUGUUGCCGUGAGUUUGACACGCAGGAGCAAUUAGUACAACACAUCAACAAUGACCACAUCCAUGGGGAGAAGAAGGAGUUUGUGUGUCGGUGGGAGGAAUGCUCUCGAGAGCAGAAGCCCUUCAAGGCACAAUACAUGCUGGUGGUCCACAUGCGCAGGCAUACUGGGGAAAAACCCCACAAGUGCACAUUUGAGGGCUGUGCCAAGGCCUACUCCCGUCUGGAAAACCUUAAGACUCAUUUACGAUCCCACACUGGAGAGAAACCUUAUGUGUGUGAGCAUGAAGGCUGCAACAAGGCCUUUUCCAAUGCCUCAGAUCGGGCAAAACAUCAGAAUCGAACACACUCAAACGAGAAACCGUAUGUGUGUAAAAUCCCAGGCUGCACGAAACGCUACACAGACCCUAGCUCAUUACGCAAGCAUGUGAAGACGGUGCACGGGCCGGAGGCGCACGUCACCAAGAAACAGCGUGGAGAUUACCCACGUCCUCCGCCCCAGCCCCGGGAGCCUGCGGGCAACAACCAGGGCCGGUCACCAGGGCAACUGCCCCUGGGUGGGUAUACGGACCAAAGGGAGUACAACCAUGCUACCUCAAAACAGGAUGAAUGUCUGCAGGUCAAGUCCAUCAAGACAGAGAAGCCCAUGACGUCUCAGCCAAGCCCUGGCAGUCAGUCUACAUGCAGCAGUGACCAGUCCCCCGUCAGCACCUAUCCCAGCAGUGGAGUCCAGCUUGCUGUGAGCGCCGGACACUUGCCAGGAGAGGGGCUGGAGGAGGAUGAGGAGAAAGAGGAAAACGAAGAGGAGGCAUAUGAGGAGUGUGAGGGUGAGACAGCCCCCAUCAUGGACUCCACAGUCUCCACAGCAACCACGGCUAUGCUGACCCUACAGGCGAGGCGAAGUGUUGGCCGCCCCCUGCGAUGGAUGGAGCACAUCAAGAUGGAGAGGCUGAAGCAGGUGAAUGGAGCGCUGCCCAGGCUGGGGCCCCUGUCCCCUACACCGCCCCCAAAAGGUUCCACACUACCCAACAUCCUGGGGAAGGGAUCCUGUCUGGGCAGGCAGUGGGGGGUGUCUGCUCCUCAGCCACCUCCUCAUGCUGAGCUAGGCAGCACAGAGCUAACAGUGCUUAAUUUGCUCCGAGACCGGCGUGACAGCAGUGGUAGUGCCACCAGUUCAGCAUACCUGAGCAGCAGUCGGCGCUCCUCAGGCAUCUCCCCCUGCUUCUCCAGUCGACGCUCCAGCCAGGCUUCCCAGAGUGAGGGUACAAUGGCAGCCGCCCACCACCGCCGCCUCCACAACCUCAGCUCCACCGACUCUUACGACCCCAUCUCCACUGAUGCCUCCCGCCGGUCCAGUGAGGCAAGCCAGUAUGGAGGUGGGGCAGGAGGAGGGGGUGGAGGGAUACUCUCAGGUGGGGGCUGUGGAGGUGUAGGAGGAGUAGGUAUAGGAGGAGGAGGGGGGUCACGGGGAAUGCUCAAUUUAACCCCAGCACAGCACUACCACCUGAAAGCCAAGUAUGCUGCAGCAACUGGCGGCCCACCUCCCACGCCUCUACCCAACAUGGAGCGCAUGAGCUUGAAGACUCGCAUGGCCAUGAUGGAUGAGGGUGGUAGCAACCACUCUUUGCCACCUCUAGUCAGGCCACAUCGCUGCAGUGAUGGCACCAAUGGGUACACCAAUGGGUAUGUGGGACAUGCAGGUUAUAGGAGGAGGGUUCUCUAUCCUGGCGAGGGACCACUGAAUGGGAACCGGAGGGCCAGUGACCCAGUGCGGACGCAGGCUCCUGAUAUUUGCAGUCUGCCCCCAGUGCAACGCUUCAACAGCCUUAACAACCUCCACCCUCUUCCACCUCUGUCUCAUCAUUCUACACCUGAAACUCGCAACUUUAGCCUACAGAACUACACGCGCUCAGAAGGCAACCUGCAGAGAGGCCUGCAGCAUUCACCAUACACUCCUAGCAUCGCAGAACACGCAGCCUUAGAAGCCCUGGCCAUGGAGGGCAACGGGGAGGCUGGCCUGUUGCUUGCGGAUGAAGAUAUGCUACCAGAUGACCUGGUGCAGUAUCUCCACUCCCAGGUUCAGGUGGAUGGUGGCUCCUACAUGCACAUUGAGGACCAAAUAGCUUCUAGUCAAAGGGAUACCUCCCAUCCAUCUUUGGAGGAGAUAGAACAGAUCCAGACUUCAGGGUUGAAUAUGGCCUUCCCUGGCUCCCACAGUCUCCAGCAGCAGCAGCAGCAGAUAGCAGAGCGGAAGAGCCCUAGUAAGCUUCCCAUCCAGUGGAAUGAAGUGAGCUCCGGGAGUAUUGAUAGGUCUCCUCAGAAGGAACAAAACCACCAGACACAGUGUGGAAGGUGGUCAGGCACAGAACAUGGACCUGUAUCUGCCCUUUUUGGCAGGUUUGGAAACAUGGUGGUUCAGCAGCAAGUGUCCAUUGAUUUCCAGAACAGUUGUGCCCAGGCUAAUCAGUCUCAAAGUAAUUGCUGUGUCAACCCUGGGGUGAAGCUAGAGACAUCGCCUAACUCCUGCAUGGAGAUGAGAGGUACUGGUCACAACUCUACAAACACCUUUGGAAGGCCUAACUUCUCACAGAUCAUCGAUGGGCCUCUUCUGCAGGGCUUCAAACAGCAGGCCUCCAAUGGACCUCAAAAACAGAGCCACUUCCAGCUGAACCACAACAGCAGCACCUCUUGCCAGGUUGGGAACAACCUAGUCCUUAGCAGGGCCUCUAUGGACAACCUACUCAGCCUCUCCCAGGGAACUGCUCUUCAUCACAAUCGGCAGAUCCAUGCCACUCGCCCACCGAUCAAUAGUUACAGGAACUUGGUCAGGACCCAGCAGUACCUCAACCCUGAGAACUCCGGUGAAAUCCAGGCUAGUCUCAACCAGCAGCAACAACUGCAGAGAAGUGGGGACCACUGUUCCCUUGCGCAUCAGGUAUCUGGGCUGAAACUGGAGGCCCCAGACCAUGGAUACUUAGAGCAGGGCUUUGGUGACUGCCUCUCUUACGAACCAGUGGAUCGCAAGGCCUCCUCGUUCCCUGUCAGUGACCAGUGCUUGCUGGACUCCAUGGCUGAGUCUGUGGGACAAGGUGGUGGCAGUGGGAACUCAGUUGCCCUUCUCUCCCCUGGUGCAGACCAGGUGACUAGCACAGUGGAUGGCAAUGUGCCUGGUGUAUUAGAUGAGGGGGUAAGUCUGGACUUUGGUGUCAUGCUGGAGGAUGGCUUUGACCAGGGUAGCCUGGUCUCUGGGGUGUUGAGUCCCUCCAUCUUCCAGGGUCUGUCCAGGACUUCAUCACGCCUGAACACCCCUCGAGCAUCCGCAACCUUCCACAGUGUGGCCCCUGGCCUAAACAACAUGGCAAUUGGAGACAUGAGCUCUCUCCUCACCACACUUGCUGAGGAGAGCAAGUUCCUGGCUAUCAUGCAGUAGCUGCUCCCUCUCUCUCUCUCUCUCUCUCUCAGCUUUCUCCUCCCUAAGGAAAAAUUGAAAAAAGGAAGAGAACAACUCUGGUGUAUGUGAAGAUUAAGACCAAAGUGGCAAUUAUGAGAACUUUAUUAUGUACUUAAAAGUGUUGUGGAACAGGCAAUUGCCAAACCCAUUUAUUUUGUAAACAUGUCAUCCCACACAGAACUGGGAUGUGUCAAAAUUAUGUAUAGAUAAAUAGUUAUAUUCCUUUUCUGGAAUGUAGGCUAUUUUUGGAAGCUCUUCUCUUUGUAUUACUAUGUGAUGGUGAGCAAAAGCUCACUUCUUUAAAACAGUAUUCUGUGUAUUGUCACUGUUUUUGCUGUACACACUGAUGGUAAAAAUGCAUGUAUUCAAGGUUAAUCAUGAACACUGUCUAUAUACGUACAUAGACUAGCUCAUGUGCCAAGUAUCUACCAUUCUGAUCCCACAGGUACAAAACCGCUAAAUCCAUUCUUGUUACAGCAGGUCAGACAUGGGUCAUUAAUUUAACAGGCCCUGAUGAUAACUUUAUAUAUCAUAGGUUUUAAUAAGUGGUGUAUCUACAUUUGUUGUCAUUUUGUUUGUAUGUUACUUUUGUGAAUCUGUAAAUGUUUCAGUGCUUCUACCAAGUGGUGUUUUUGUCAAGAAUAACUGGUAACUGGUAUCAAUUCCAAAAAAUGGACAGAUCUGAGUCUUCAAGGCACCGUAGAUAGUUGUCUACUUGAUAUCUAAAUGGCUCGAUUUAGUUAGUCUGGUAAGGUACUCACAGUGUAUAUAACAGUGUUUUUAUAUUCUGUUUGUGAUAAACUGAUUAUUGACAUUGGAUCGCACGGUUUCUCAGAGCUGAUAUGAAAAUUGACAUUUUCUCCUUGAUGAUCAAAGGUCCCAUUUGGUGCUUUAUGUAUGCUUACAUGAAUAGAUAUGAGUACUUCAUGUUUUUAAUCUGUCUUAAUGACCCACAGUGGUCCACAGCACAUGAAUUUUCCUCUCAUGAUGAUAAAUGCUGUAAAGUGAUGUGUUUUGUUUCAUAGGAAAUCAUCUGUAUUGUUUUCUCCAAAGCUCUUAAUUCAGAAUGUGUACUGCCAUCAAGUAUUGCAGUGACUUUGUCAACAGUGUUAGUAUUGCCUUGCAGUCUUAUGUGACUGAACACAGAAUAUUGAGUAGUUUACCUUUUAUUCAGCGUCAAAGCAAUGAGGUACAAAUUGUUUUAUUGUUCUUUGGUACUUUUGUCAUUUUUGUAGCUGUGCAUUGAUGGUGUUUUUCUUUUUUCUCUCCAAAAAAGUAGAAAUAAUUUCCUUUGAAAGAAGGAAAUUACAUUGAGGUAUGUGCCUUAUAAGUAUCUGCCUGUCAGUAAAGAGAAAGAUCACUGCCAAUCUUCCAUUGUGAAUUAUGAAAAAAUUAAAGAUAAACAUUUAAGGUGUCUUGUGAAACCUGAAAAAAGAUAAAAUGAUAGAACAUUUAUAUAAGAAAAAGUCUGAAUAUCAGAAAAGUUAAGAUUUGCAAAAUGCAUUCUACUUUUUGAUUUUGUUUUUUUUUAAGUUUUCACAUUUAUUGUGCUCUUUUAUAUAUAAUGUGUAAAUACAAUACUCUUUCUGUAGGUUUAGCAGAGGAAAUGGGGAGUAUCCUGGGGGCCAAUAAAGAACUGACUUAGAAAGCAGGGAUUUCCGUGGCCCUGGGUAGAGGCCAGACAGAUCUGGCUCUGAGCGGAGCUUCAAGGGCCCAGCACUGCCCCUCCGCCAGAAGAGCCACUUUGCUCUUUUAUAACUGACUACAAAUGUUUGUAUGGUUUUAAUAAAAAUGGAAAUUAUA